AUGGCCGGAUGGGUCUGCCGGCGAGGCUGGCCGGCGUUAGGGUUAGCGGCAUUGCUAUGUCUCGGCGCUCUGACGAGAUGCUCGGUCGCUGCAGACGAUGAUGAGGAGGAAACCAUUUCCGGGAAAACGGGAAAUUACCUGUCAGACGCGGCCAAGUGGACAUGGCCAGUGGUCAACGAGCCGGGAACGGAAGCGUCAGUCUACAAGGUUCUCUCAGCGUGGUGCGGCAACGCGUACGAGGAGAUGGUGAAGGACGCGGAGCGCAAGGCGAGGGACCACGAGCGGCUGAAGCUGGAGCGCGACCAGCGGUUCCAGGAGUGGAUGCAGUGCCGCCAGGAGAAGUUCAUCAAAGAGAAGGAGCUAGAGGCGGAGUGUGAGAAGGUGCGCAAGCUGCAGGCAUCGGAGUUUGACCGCGAGAGGCUGGUGAUGCGCGCCGAGUGCGACAUGGAGCUCACCCUGCUGCGCGCCGAGCUGGACGCCUGUGAGAUCAAGUUGAGAAACAAGGAGCGCGCGGUGUGUGAAAGGGAGGUAGUUGUCGAGCGAGCACUAUGCGACCACGCUAAGAGAGGUUUGGAGGCCAACACGACAGCCUGCCGGCACCGCACGCAGGUCACCGACCUCACCCGCCUGGCGGAGCUAGAAUCCACGGCGGAGCGGGCAGCGAAGGACCACGAGGAGUGGGCGGCGGAGAGGGCGCGCCUGCGCAAGGAGCUCAAGGCGUGCCGCCCGGCACGGGCGCACGCUGAGGCGCGGCUGAGGGAGGUGCUGGCUGACGGGACGAUCGACUCUCUUGAACACACCGUUGUGUGGCUGCAGGUGCUGCUGGGAGUGCAGGCGCUGGUGCUGCUCGUCAUGCUUUCCUUCCUCUUCUUCCUGCUGCUCCACGAGGAGAAUCCCACGGGAGGGGGCGCGUAUGGGUGGGUGGCGGUGCAGCCAGCAUCCAAGAUGCGACUGGUGCCAGCAGAGGUGGCUAAAGAGACACUCAUGAAAGCGUUUGAGGGGCGCAGGAGGACCCGCCUGCCCAUCGUCCUCACCACCGUGGCCAAUUACGAGGCUGAUUCUGGCAGCCCCACAUUGGUCUUCCUGCUGGCGCCUGUCAAUGUGGCGAGCUCCCGGCGCUUCUCCCUGUUCAACCAUUCUGGGGACUAUGUGACGCAUGCAGAGAGGGCGCAGGAGAUAGUGGCCAAGGCUCUGCCCAAAUCCCGACUGGUGGUGGUGCUGUAUGAGGGCUGCGGGGGGCUCUUCACAGAAGCCACUCUGGACUCCCUGCGACUCAAGCCAGACAAGGUGGCAUACGAGGUGAUCCCCAAGGACAUGGAUUUCCCCAAGAGCCACAACCUGGUGGUGCCGUGGGUGGAUAAGACGGAGGGGGUGAGGACGACUGACAGCGAGAGGGAGAGCGAUCUGUCGUCGGUGAUUCGCGCGCAACCGUGGGCGCAGUACCUGCUGGGGCGGAGCGGGAGGAUAGGGCAGGUUCACAGCCAGCUGCUCGCUGUUUCUGCGAGUCGCCAGCCCCUAGUCAACGGCGGCUCUCCAUCGCCCGUCCGCCACGUGUCUUCAUCGCUGCGCAUAUCCGUCAGUUGCGCUGCUGCAGCUGCUGCUGCAUCUGGUCCUGGCACUGGAGCAAACAUUGGGAGCGAGGGAGAAAACGGAACGAUGUCGGACCGCGGGAAUCGUAAGGACGUCGCAAAUCACGAUGAUGACGUCAUCAUGGCUCCUGAUGCGCGAUUGGCUCCAGAGAUCGCGUGCAUCCUCCCCCCUUCCCUUGAGGACCAACCCACCCCAGAUACCACCUCCCCCUCUCCCUCCUCCCCUCCCUACCUCCUCCUCGUCGCCCCCGGCGGUUUCAUCCCCGCGCUCUCCUACCUCCCUCUCAUCCGCGCUAUAAGAUCCGCCACUCCCCCAUCUCUGCGCGCGCGCCUGUGGGUGGCUGUGCUGAGGGAAGUCACGGUUCUGGAGCAGGAGAAAGGGAGGGCGUGGGCUCGGGAUGGGUAUGAGGCGGCGGUGAAAGCGGUUAAGGAGAUGGGCGCGGAUGUGACUAAUAAGGGCGGCACGUCGCGGGUGUUUGUGCUGGGACACAGCAUCGGAGCAUUCCUCAUGACAGCAGUGGUGCGAGAGUCCUGCCUCGCUCUCAUCAGCAUCGGCUCCUCACACAACAGCCUAGAGACCUCCUUCCUGCAAUUCCCAAGGCCCACGCUCACCAUCCUUGGUGACAGGGACGGCCAGGCUCCCCCCAUCGCCAUGGCGCUGGCAGUCAAGGAGCUGGACCCUGGAUCCUCAGGUGUUUCUUCAGGUGCCGUUUCAGGUGAUUCUUCAGGUGGUUCUUCUGUUGCUGCGCCACCUGGCAGUGCGACAGCAGCAGCGCUUGGGCCACUGCUGUCGAUAGUCCAGAAGCCGGUUGUGAUUAUAAAGGGGAUGAACCAUGCGCAAGGUGGAAACGGCGUGGUGAACAGAGAGAGGGGCGACCUGGAGGCAUCUCGACCAAUCGAGGAGGUGCGGGAGGAGAUUGGCCGGCUGGUUUCGGCGUUCAUGCUGCUGCACCUGCACUCGGACAAUGGCUGGGCGCCGUUGCUGCUGGCGGGCAGGGAGGGGGUGAAUGGAGGAGUGGGAGGGGCAGGAGGGGAGGAGGAGUGUGUGGCGGAGGCACAGGGGAAUGCGGUGAAGGUGCUGCAGGGGGCCGUGCAGUGGUCGUUGGAGUACCUGCGACCAGUGUGGACGGCCCUGGAGAUGGAGAGGCACGAGCCUCACCACGUGCUGGAAACCAUCCUCUCCCACGCAGGCCUACCGAUCACAAUCCCCUCGCACACCAUCUUCCACGCCUUCCUGCCCGACUUCAUCUGCUCCAAGCCCGCCCUCCUUGCGCCCAGGAAGGGCUCCUCUCAGGAGGGCUCCAACCAGACGUCCUCUCCUCCAACAGUGCUGCAGUCCGCAUGGGUGCAGUCGCAGGGCAAGUUCUGGCCGUGCCAGCCGCACACCCUGUGGGUCAAGUGCAAGAGCGCUGCUGCUAUCAGGGAGGCUCUAGGCUGGAAGCCUGUGGCAACAGCAGCAGCAGCCGCAGCAGACGGAGUAGCAGAAACAAAGAAACCCUCUCUUGAAGCUGCGUUUUCAGCAUGGGCAGCAGCAGCGCCAAUGGAAGUGCGCCACGUGGCGGCGUCAAUCAACGAGGCAGCGAUGCAGCGGGCACUUGAGAUGGUACACCCACAUGCGCGAGAGAGGUACGAGAGGGACGGGAAGAAGGUGGUUUUUGGGGAGGAUAAGAUAGUGCCAAUCGGUGAGUGGAUCAAAUCUGAUGUGGAGUGGUUAUCUGAGGAGGGCAAGGAGGAGGGAGAUACCGGUAAGGAUGGUGGUAAGGAGGGAGGUGGAAUUGGAGGGAGAGGGCUUGUGGUGGUGAGGUCGCCUGUUUUGAUCACUGCUGAUGAGAUUCUUCCUGAGGAGUUGAAAGGGAGGUUUGGGGGAAUGCAUUACCACCCGCGUCAGAGCCCGUGCCGCUGUGGCUGGCUGCGGAUUACCGUUGCUGGAAGCGGUUCCGCAGGAGGAAUGCGCGACGUGCCGCAGUGCAAAAUUAUCGCAGCCGACACGUCGAACCUAUGCUAUCCCGCGUGUGCGCGCUGCACGCGCUCGCUGUCGGAGUACACGGUGAGGGGCCAGCAGGUCGCCACGUGGCGUCCGUGGCCGUGCAGCGAGUGCCAGCUGGCGGACCGCUCCGCGAAGCCCCUUGAGACGAUCGAGCAUCAGACACAUCUGUUCAAGGUCAAGCUGCUGUUGGUGCUACCAGGGGAGUCCCAUCCAGUGUCUGGUGUGGCGUUUGACAAGGCGGCUCAGCCCCUCAUAGGCUGCACCGGCUCCCAGUGGACCGCCUUUGUUCGCAAAUACCCCCAUGCAGCAUGUGUGUUGUCCGAGCUGCUGUGUGGCAUGGAGUGCCGCGUGCAGAUGAGGAACGCCGAGUGUCUGAUCUUUCAAGAGGUGCACGAGAAACUUGCUCAAGAUUUGAUUGAUUUUCCUCUACGGAUCAGCUUCCUCAUUCUCGUGGCUGUAACACUCGUAGUGUCGCGUCCUCUUGUAGCGGGGGUAAAAGCACCAGCUUUUCUCUCUGCAGACUCUUCAGUAGCAGAUGCGACUCGGGAAUAUUUGCGUCCGCGCCUGUCCGUGGCGCACAGGAAGCUCGCCGCCGAGACUGGCGCCGAAACUUACGCCGAAACUUACGCCGAAAUUCCCGCUGUGCCGUCCGGCGCAACUCGCGCCGCGAAAUCCGGCCAGUCCGCCGAAGCAGCGCGAGCAGAGCACGCCACGGAGGCCUCAACAGAUAUCACAGCCGGUAAUAAUGGGAAUGCGGAGUUUCCGGGCGGCCGAUUCACGACAGGAACGCGAAAGGGAGCAUAUGCAACUGAAGCUGCUGUCGUGGACACGUGGCAGCGUAUUACUGGCUCCGCGGCAGUGGGAGGGGAUCGGCGAAUCAUGGCAGAGGGGGAGGCGCGAAAGGGAACUGUCUCACGGUGGUUUGGACUGAAGCGAGAUAGUGGUGCAACAGGAAUUGGGACAGAGGGUGAGGCGGAGGAGGAGGAGGAUGAUGAGGAAGAGGAGGAAGGAGAGGAGGAAGAAAAGGAAGGGCUUGGGAAAUCAGACAAGGGAGGGAGCGGCCUUGGGAGUAUCCGGGAAAGUGGUGGAGUGAAAGCUGGAGGUGAUAAAGUUGAAGGUGAUAAUACUGGAGGGAACAUUGUGCGAGGGGUUGGGGGUGCGAGUGGAAAAGUCAAGGCAGAGAAGCAAGAAGGAAAGGAAGCGGAGGAGGAGGAGGAGGAGGAGGAGGAGGAGGACGAGGAGGAGGGGAAAGAAGCAAAGCAAGAUGCUACAGAUGCAGCUGCAGCCAGAGGUGCUGGGAGUGCAGUGAAGGCGGAAGAGGAAGAGGAAGAGGAGGAGGAGGAAAAGGAGGAGGAGAAGGAAGAGGAGGUGAAAGAAGAGGUGAGGAGCAAAGCCGGCGCAUGGUCAGGAGCAAAUGCAUUGGGUGCAGCGAGGGAAGGAGGAAGGGCAGGAACAGGAACAGGAACAGGGGCAGGGGCAGUGGCAGGGGCAGGGAUAGUAAAAAAGGCGAGUGAAGGGUUGCAGGAGGGGGAUGGAGCAGGUGGAAAGAGUAACAGAGGAGAGGGUAAAGGUGAGGAGGGCGAAGAGGAGGAGGAGGAAGAGGAGGAGGAAGAAGGAGAGAAAACGAAGGAAGCAUCUAAGAGUGGUGGCAAUAAGGACGAUGAGGAUGAGGAGGAAGAGGAGGGAGAAGAUGGGGAAGAGGAAGAGGAAGAGAAAGCGGAUGGGAAAAAGGAGGAGAGAGUAGGGACGAGGGAGGAGGGAGUGAGAGGGGAGAGGGAGGGUGGAAGGGUGACUGGAGGGUGGGGAAAGAAGAGUGGGAGUGGGGAGGUGGGGGAUCAAGGCACGAUGAUGGAAGGGGUUGGGCGAGGGGGUCGGGAUGGUGCGGUUGGUGAGAGAAGGGAGGACGAUGGGGCAGUGACAGGUGGGAUUCCUGUGCGAGGAAAGGAGGUUGGAGAGGAGAAGGGAAUGGAGAAGAGUGAGGAAGAAGAUGAGGAGGAGGAGGAGGAAGAAGAGGAGGAAGGGGCGGAAGGGGAGGAAGAGGAGGAGGAGGAGAAGAAGAACGAAGGUUUGGGGAGAAAGGCUGGUAAGGGAAAGGUAAAAAAGGUGGUGAGUCGAAGAGGAGAAGCUGGGGAGGAGGAAGAGGAAUCUCAGGAGAGGAAGGAAGAGGAAUCGCAAGAGAGGGAGGAAGAGGAAUCAGAAGGGAACACAAAGGCAGAGCAGCGACAGUCGCGGGCAGAGCAGGCGGAUGGAGAGAUGGAGGUGAGUGAAGCUGCUGCAGCUGCUGCUGCGGAUUCUUCUGGUGGUGGUGGUGCAGGGGAGGGGAAGGUGAGGAGAGGAACGGGUGGAGGAGAGGAAGGGGCGAUGGGGGAGAGGAAGGGCGGGAAAGGCAAAGCAGGAAGUAGAGGCGAGGAUGAGGAUGAGAGUGAGGAUGAAGAAGCAGAGGAAGAGGAGGAAGAGGACGAGGAGAGUGGUGAGAGGAAGAAGAGAGGGCCCGAGGAGGAGGAGGGUCGUGGGGAGAAGAAGGGAGGGGAAGAGGAGGAAGAGACAGGAAAUGUCGAGGAGAGAGAAGAGAAGGGAGAAGGGAAGAGAGGUGAGGAGGGUGGGGGCGCUGAGAUCAGAUUAGUUGGGAAGGGAAAGAAUGAGGCAGAGGGAGGGGAGAGGGAUGGGGUUGAGGAGGGAAGUGAGGCGGAGGAGGAAAGGGGAAGAGGUAAAGGUGGCAGGGGAGAGGUUGUAGAAGAGCAAGAGGGACGAGGGAGGGAGGAGGAAAGAGGGGAGGGAAGGGGUGAGGAAAGGGGUGAGGAGAGAGAGGAGGAAUCGGAGGAGGGAAGGGAGGAGGGAAUUCAGGAGGGAAGGGAGCAGGAAAGGGAGGAGGAAAGAAGGGAGAAAGGGGACGGAGAGGUUGGUGGUCUUUAUUAUAAGACAGGUGGUGAGCGUGUUAGUGGUGGCGACGGUGGUGAUGGGGGAGGGGAGCGUGAGUGGGGAUUGGGAGGUGGUGGGGGAAUGGGAGAAAGAGGAAAAGAGGGAAUGGGAGAAACAGGUGGAGAGGGAAUGGGAGAAAGAGGAGGAGAGGGAAUGGGAGAAAGAGGAGGAGAGGGAAUGGGAGAAAGAGGAGGAGAGGGAAUGGGAGAAAGAGGAGGCGAUAGUGAUGAUACAGGAAUGGGGAGAGAUGCUGGGGACGAUGAGAGGCAGCAAGGGGAGGCUGGGGAAUCAGGGAUUGGAGAGGGAAGAGGAGAGCACGAGAGUAAUACUCCAAAUGAUUUCUCCCCCUAUGCUGCUGCACACGGUGACACUACACACGACCAGAGGGAAGGUGACCCGUCCUAUAUCCACGCACAGGGGCAGCAAGGCAGUGAGUUUGGCAGCAGCAGCGGCGGCGUCGGGAGGGAGACGGAGUUUGGCAGAGAACAGGGGCAGCAAGGCACCGACUUUAGCAGCAGCAGCAACAGCAAGAUGAGGGAUAAUGAGUUUGGGGGAUCACAUUGGGAGCAAGGGACUGAGCCUGAGCCUGGCAGUGCACAGGGGGGGGUGGCGGUGGCAAGGGCGGAGAUGGGCAGCAGCAGCGACGUGAGUGUCCCUGAUGAUCACUCCCUGGGUCUUGGGCUGGGCUUUGGGCAGGCGGCAGCAGGAGAAGAGACGGACUGGGAUGUGCCCCUGCCACAACCUGUGCUACAGACGCGCGCUCAGGCUGUAGCGGACGGGUACAGGGAGGCGGCGGGGCGAUUUGUGCCGAUGCUGCCCGUUGAACAGGUGAAGCGCGUGGAGGAAGCUGCCAGGAAGUUUGCCAAGGACGGAACUAUUAUCUUUGCUGCAGCAUCGUAUGUGUACCUGCCUCUCUUCCGCAACUGGGUCACCGCUCUCAACCGCAUUGGGCUGGCCAGCAACUUCCUGCUCUUUGCCCUUGACCAGGCCAUGUAUGUGGCAGUGGAAGACGCCUAUCCCGGCCAUGCCAUGUGGCUCGAAGUGGCAAAUCUGACCCAGCAUCCUACACCGCGCCCCACCGCUUUCCACCACCUCGGCUCCCCGGAGUUUCUGCUGCUGGCCGCCCGCCGCCCCUUCUUCGUGCAAGCACUGCUUAAGGCAGGAGUGAACGCCCUCUACAGUGACCUCGACACAGUGUGGCUCAAGAACCCUCUUCCUUCCUUCCCCCCUUCUCUCGACAUCACCUUUCAAGACGACUCCCACCUCUUCUCCCCCGGAGAACCCUCCCCCCUCCCCCUCCCUUCCUCCUCCUCCCCCUCCUCUCCUUCCAAUUCCUCUCUCGCCAUCCCUCUCCCGUGGUCGCAAAUCGCCCGAGCCUCCCCGUGCCUGGUCCUGUUCCGCCGAACCAAGCCCACCGAGGCUGUGGUGGAGGAUUGGGCUCGGAGAAUGGCAACAGUAGACUACACCUACGCCGUGCCUAGCAGUGACGUGCCCUUGCUACAAAAGGCCCUAUUUCAAAUGGCUAAGGAGGGAAAACCUCUCAAAGUGGGUAUCCUCCCUCAAGAAUCCUUCCCGCCUGGGUGGCUUGCUUUCAGCCCUCUAGGUUCCUCCUCCUCCCCUUCAGCCUCAUCCUCGUUAGAAGCCUCUCAGUUACCAGGAUUAGGAUCUGACUCGCUUGUGAAGGACCAGCUGCCGUCGUCGCUGUCGUUCGGUGGAGCGGUGGAGAGGGCGGUAGGGGGAAGGGUGUGGUUGCAGGAGCACAGGGAGGAGGUGGUGGUGGUGCAUUGCAAUGCUGCUCGCCUGCUGCCGUUUAAGAUAGAUGCGAUGAAAGGUGCUGGCGUCUGGUUCUCUGAUGCUGCCGAUCUAGCCGUUCUAGGAUUAGGGCUGUGCUGCUUAGCUAAUGGCGAGUCGUUACCUCAAGCCGGCACAAGCUCUUUCGGUAUGAGAGAGUUGCAGCAAGAUGACGGAGCCACCAAGACCUUACGAGAGGGCAAGUUCCUGGCAGAGACUCUCGCGAAUGCAGCGGGAGAGGCGACGCAGGCGACUGUUGCUGGUACCAAGGGGAACAACGGGUGGGGUGGAGGGGCGGAGAGCGGUUCAGGGGGGUGGAAGGAUGCGCUGUGGUCGCCAGCCAAGCUUUUGGACGCAUUCGUGACGAGCCUGUCCAUGAUCCUCGUCAGCGAGAUCGGAGACGAGACGUUCAUCAUCGCUGCUCUCAUGGCCAUGCGCCAUCCGCGCAGCAUUGUGCUGGCUGGAGCGCUCUCCGCCCUGGGGAUCAUGACAGUGCUAUCCACGGGUCUGGGUCUCAUAGUGCCCAAUCUUAUCUCCAGAAAGGCCACCAACAGCGCUGCCACAGUGCUGUACACCUUCUUUGGCCUGCGUCUGCUCUACAUCGCAUGGAGGGCAGACCCGAAAGAAUCUGCCGCUAAGGAGAUGGAAGAGGUGGAGGAGAAGCUGGAGAGCGAGGAGAAUGACAAGGGCAGGCACAGAGGCAUUCGGAAGUUCUUUGCUGGCUUCUGCACGCCCGUCUUCCUCGAGGCUUUCAUCCUCACCUUUCUUGCCGAAUGGGGCGAUCGCAGUCAAAUUGCAACCAUUGCUCUGGCAGCGCACAAGAACGCCUUGGGAGUGACGGUGGGAGCGACGUUGGGCCACGUGGUGUGCACCACCAUAGCAGUGGUGGGCGGCAGACUGCUCGCCCUGCGCAUCUCACAGCGCACUGUAGCUAUGCACUCUUCGUUAGCAGCAAGCGCAGCAAGCUCGGAACACGACUCAGCCGAUCAAACCGAUCCGGGGCUACUAUGGGAUUUCUCCUUCGAUUCCGACGAGGAUGACGGCCCUUUACCAGAAGCCCCUUCGCGCUGCCUGCUCCACGCCUUCUCAUGGUCGUCGCACGAAGCAGGGGGAGGAGGGAUCAACGGCAGGUGGUACGACGUUCUGGCGGAACGAGUGGGUGAUUUCAAGGCGAUGGGGUUCUCAGACCUCAUUUUCCCGCCUUGUUGCAAGGCUGCUGAUGGACCAGGUUUCUCCCCAGUGGACUUUUACGACCUCAAUAGCGCGUACGGGACCGAGGCCAGCCUGCGGAAGCUGCUGGCGCAGCUGCACGCAGCAGGGCUAGGCGCGUGCCUGCACGUGGUGGUCAACCGGAUGGGGGGAUGGGGGGAGACGAGCGGAUCGGAGCAGCAGCAGCAGCAGCAGCAACAGCAGCACCAGCAGAUGGGGGGAGGAGGUGGGGUGCCGGGGGGAGUGGGUCCCGGCGAGCCAGGGCUGUCAGAGUGGAAUCGACUUAUCAACACGGUGGACGAGCCGGCAGUGUGGCGGCAGGGCGAGCAGGUGGGCAUUGAUGUGCAAGCAGGGGGCGGGAGGAGCAGCGUGAUGGACCAUGGGAACCCUGCAGUGGAGGAGGACUGUAAGGGGUGGCUGCGCUGGCUGCGAUUCGACGUUGGCUUCGAUGCGUGGUGUUUUGACCUUGCUCGUGCCUUCGAUCCCGCAGUAGCCCACUCGUACUGCUGGGAUACGAGCCCCACAUUCGCUAUCGCUGAUGUGUGGACGGAGAUGCGCUAUCAGGGCAGCACUCUCGAGUACGACCAAGACGCCCAUCGAGCACUGCUCACUGACUGGGUGAAAGCAGCAAAGGGCACGCCUCACAUGAUCGAUUACACUACAAAGGGCAUACUGCAGGCAGCGGUGCAGAACUGCGAGUACUGGCGGCUCAUAGACCCCCAGGGCAGGCCUCCCGGUCUGAUUGGGCUGCUGCCUGCAAAGGCCGUCACGUUCGUGGACAACCAUUCCACGGGCUCCACGCAACAACACUGGCCGUUUCCAGCCUGGGGGGUCACUCUCGGGUACGUGUACAUUCUGACACACCCGGGUGUGCCGUGUGUGUUCAUCGACCAUCUCUACGAGUGGAAUCUCAAGGACCCGAUUCAGAAGCUGCUGGCGAUCCGGCAGCGCAACGGCAUCACAUCGAGGAGUGCGAUGCGCAUCAUGGCGUGCAGCACGCAACUCUAUGUGGCGCGCAUUGGCACCCACGUGGAUGAUGACAGGCUGUUCCGAGGGGUGGUUGUGAAGCUCGGACCGUCCUUCGACAUGCACGGGACUGCUCCAGAUUCCACUUGGCAGAUAGCCAUGUCAGGUCAUGACUUCUGCAUAUGGGAAAAGAACACUGAAGUGCAGUGA
Messenger RNA from Closterium sp. Yama58-4, 10671 nucleotides. NCBI's taxonomy places the organism in Eukaryota, Viridiplantae, Streptophyta, Zygnematophyceae, Desmidiales, Closteriaceae. The record is from the annotation of a GenBank genome assembly.